Messenger RNA from Meriones unguiculatus (Mongolian gerbil), 4180 nucleotides. It is a transcript of the gene Pak5, whose product is annotated as p21 (RAC1) activated kinase 5. Gene Ontology annotation, biological process: intracellular signal transduction; apoptotic process; regulation of MAPK cascade. Gene Ontology annotation, molecular function: ATP binding; protein serine/threonine kinase activity. The coding region runs from base 668 to 2827 and encodes 719 amino acids. Gene Ontology annotation, cellular component: cytoplasm. The transcript is spliced from 11 exons. The record is from RefSeq and is a predicted model, not a curated record. Lineage: Eukaryota; Metazoa; Chordata; Mammalia; Rodentia; Muridae.
CUACAGCCGGUUGUUCCGAAAACCCGGAGCAGCUGAGUGGUCUCUCAGCGGACAGUCCUCCUAAGGGCGAAGCCAGGCGGCUUGGGCAUGCUCAGUAGCUGGGAGAGGUUUGGGAGGAGAGUAGAAAGCUUCGGCUCUGCCCCCACCCUCUCCGUUAGCCCCCGCCCCCCUUGCCCCUACCCAGCCGUAGUAGUUCCCCAGCGUGCGCCCGGGGAGAGCAGGAACAUGGCGCUCGGAGCGAUAUAACAGAUGUAGCAGCAGCGGAGAAGCAGAUGAGGCACCGCGGCUUUGCUGCUAACAGCAGCCACCAGCUCGGAUACAGGCAUGAGAACUGGGCAUGGGUAAUGAGUUAGACCCACCCUCCACUAUAACAUGAAGAGUGCUAGAGGAAGGAAUCUGUUUUAUCAUCGGAAGCAAUGGCAUCUGGGGCCAAUAGGCCAGCAGGCACUCUGACAUGUUCUGACUGUGGUGACAGUGCAAGCUGCAGUGGUCUGUGGCAGCAGAAAUACACUCGUGAAAUGCUUCUGUCUGUUGCUUAAAUGAACACUGAAGAAAAAUGAAGAAAUCUGAAGAACUCCAACAAAAAUAUUGCAAAAAAGAAGCAGCCAAACUCUUCUGGAGUCUUUAAUUCAUCCACAGCCAUCAGAAAAAAGAAAGUUUUUACAUCAUGUUUGGGAAGAAAAAGAAAAAGAUUGAAAUAUCUGGCCCAUCCAACUUUGAGCACAGGGUUCAUACUGGGUUUGAUCCACGAGAGCAGAAAUUUACUGGCCUUCCCCAGCAAUGGCACAGCCUGUUAGCAGACACAGCCAACAGGCCCAAGCCCAUGGUGGACCCAUCAUGCAUCACACCCAUACAGCUAGCUCCCAUGAAGACAAUCGUCAGAGGGAAUAAAUCCUGCAAGGAAACCUCUAUCAAUGGCCUGCUAGAGGAUUUUGACAACAUAUCUGUGACUCGCUCCAACUCGCUAAGGAAAGAAAGCCCACCAACCCCAGAUCAGGGAGCCACUAGCCAUGUUCAAGGCCACUCAGAAGAAAAUGGCUUCAUCACUUUCUCACAAUAUUCUAGUGAAUCAGAUACUACUGCUGACUAUACAAAUGAAAAGUACAGAGAAAGGAGUCUCCAUGGAGACGACCUGGAUCUGUACUAUAAAGGCAGCCAUGCAGCCAAGCAAAAUGGGCAUGUUAUGAAGAUGAAACAUGGAGAUGCUUACUAUCCUGAAAUGAAGCCUUUGAAAACUGACUUGGCCAGAUUUCCUGUUGAGUAUCACACACACUUGGACUCACUGAGCAAACCAAGUGAAUAUGGUGAUCUUAAGUGGGAUUAUCAACGAGCAUCCAGUUGCUCCCCACUGGAUUACUCAUUCCAACUCACGCCUUCUAGAACUGCAGGGACCAGCAGGUGCUCCAAGGAGAGUCUGACAUACAGUGAAAGUGAUUGGGGACCCAGCCUUGAUGACUAUGACAGGAGACCAAAGUCAUCAUACCUGCAUCAAACAAGCCCUCAGCCAGCCAUGCGGCAGAGAUCCAAGUCAGGCUCAGGGCUUCAGGAACCCAUGAUGCCAUUUGGAGCAAGUGCAUUUAAAACUCAUCCUCAAGGACACUCGUACAACUCCUACACCUACCCUCGCUUGUCUGAGCCCACAAUGUGCAUUCCAAAGGUGGAUUAUGAUCGAGCACAGAUCGUCUUCAGUCCUCCACUGUCAGGGUCCGACACCUACCCCAGAGGCCCUGCCAAACUACCUCAAAGUCAGAGCAAAGCAGGCUACUCUUCAAGCAGCCAGCAGUAUCCUUCUGGGUACCACAAAGCAACCUUGUACCACCAUCCUUCCCUGCAAACCAGUUCUCAGUACAUCUCCACCGCUUCUUACUUGAGCUCUCUCAGCAUCUCCUCAAGCACCUAUCCUCCACCUAGCUGGGGCUCCUCCUCAGACCAGCAGCCCUCUCGGGUAUCCCAUGAACAGUUCCGAGCUGCCCUGCAACUAGUGGUAAGCCCAGGAGACCCCAGGGAAUACUUGGAUAACUUUAUAAAAAUUGGAGAAGGAUCGACAGGCAUUGUGUGCAUUGCAACUGAGAAGCACACAGGCAAGCAGGUGGCAGUGAAGAAAAUGGACCUCCGAAAACAACAGAGACGAGAACUCCUUUUUAAUGAGGUUGUGAUAAUGCGUGAUUACCACCAUGACAAUGUAGUUGACAUGUAUAACAGCUAUCUUGUUGGUGAUGAACUCUGGGUGGUCAUGGAGUUUCUAGAAGGCGGUGCCUUGACAGACAUUGUUACUCAUACCAGAAUGAAUGAAGAACAAAUAGCUACCGUGUGCCUGUCAGUUCUAAAAGCUCUCUCCUACCUUCAUAACCAAGGAGUGAUUCACAGGGACAUAAAAAGUGACUCCAUCCUCCUGACAAGUGAUGGCCGGAUAAAGUUGUCUGACUUUGGCUUCUGUGCUCAAGUUUCCAAAGAGGUGCCAAAGAGGAAGUCACUGGUGGGUACCCCAUACUGGAUGGCUCCUGAGGUGAUUUCCAGGCUACCUUAUGGAACAGAGGUGGACAUCUGGUCCCUUGGGAUCAUGGUGAUAGAGAUGAUUGAUGGUGAGCCGCCCUAUUUCAAUGAGCCUCCUCUCCAGGCAAUGAGGAGGAUCCGGGACAGUUUACCUCCAAGAGUGAAGGACCUACACAAGGUUUCUUCCAUUCUUCGAGGAUUCCUAGAUCUGAUGUUGGUGAGGGAACCCUCUCAAAGAGCCACAGCCCAAGAACUUCUUGGACAUCCAUUCUUAAAAUUGGCAGGCCCACCAUCUUGCAUCGUUCCCCUCAUGAGACAAUAUAGACAUCACUGAAAGGAUUCAUAUAGGAGAAAAAUAUAGGCAUGGGAAUGAUUCAGGAGAACAUGACAAAACUACAGAACAUGCAAAGACCUACCUGUGCAUUCUAAACCAGCUGAUUAGUGGGACAGUGUGAUGACCUGAUCGGCAGGGUUCAACAGACCAGGGCAUCUUCUAGUGUCUUAAUAAGGCAUUUCUCCACUGACAGCUGGGAUGGCCAUUUGGAGCAUGGCUUUAAUAAGUCAUUAUUAUACAUUUUCAGCCCUUCUUCCAGUGAAUCAGAAGGACUCAGUGCAAACUCCGUUAUGAUAUAUCCUAGCCACAUGCAGGGUACCGCGUAGGAUUUUCUAUAUUGAAAGAAUACUUUUCUGGCAAAAAAAUUAAAAAAAAAAGGAAGGAAGAAAAUAAAAUAAAAUAAAAAGCACUUUUUUCUUAAUGGUAGCAGUGUAAUGUAUUUUGCAAUGAAUUUGUAAUUUUUCUGUACGAUAGUUUUGAUAAUUUAUAGUACUUUGAUGUCACGUAGCCAUUGUCUUGGUUGAAGUAGUACUUGUUUACUAGCAGGCGUUUGAACAAAGCCUUUCCUACUUUUUUAUCCCUUUCAGAGAACCAACGAUUCUUUAGGACAUUUAAAUACUAAAUGACCCUCAGUCACCGUCAGCUUUAGCAGAAUAUCUUUCUUAUCUUAACAAGUGUCUUAUGUAAUGGAAGAAGAGUUAAGAGUGAUAGUGAUGGUGCGGACACUUCCCUUACCCAACCAAAUAUAAGGAAAUAAAACUUGAGCCACAGGAAUCACCAAACUAUUCCUUGAUAUAAUACUAAGUAUUUUUAAAAAAAAAAAAAUCACAUUUUUUUUCUUCAAGGAUUCUGGUAACACACCAUUUUUCAUAGAGCGAGAUAUUUCCCUUUGAUGCCCACCUUCAAAUAGGCAUGGCAUCCCUGUGGCCAAAUUUCUUUCCCAGGGAGUAAUUUCAGUGCUGGGAUCAUUGGACUUGGUUCCCCAGAUAGAACGUUUGAGUGAGACCAUGGCAUCCCCAGGCUCACAAAGGGAGAGUGAACAAGGCAAGCUGUUUGGUUUUAUUCGUCACUGUUUCUAAGACUCUGUAUGCUAGCAUACCAAACUCUUGUCUGUAGUUACCUUCAUGCCGCAGUAUUAAUCACUGUUAUUCAUGUAUUGUGCUGGAAGUCUGAACGGAUGAUAGGGGAUGAAUUAGCAAGGGGGUAUUUUACCAGGUAUGGUCUAACUUAAGUGGUGACCAUGUUAUAAUGUGUUUCUGACAUAAGGAGAGUUGUGCUGCUGUCUUGAUCUUCCUGAAUGUUGAUAAAAAUGAAUGACUACUACAAUACAUUUUGUGUUGCUUGUUGGAUGAA